ACGCCGAGAUCCAGCGAGAGCGCUUUCGGUAGGAGAAUUUUUUCGGACGGUACUUCGACCGGAAACGCCAUCAUCCUGGCUCCGGAAGUCCCCAGCAGCCUUCAGCCGGCCGGCCGAGGCGCCCCCUCGAGAUCGACCAGUCGCGAUGGUGUCGAGAACAAUCACCAACAAAAUAUUGACAAUACCCUUCUUCUUCGAGCGAAAACAACAACCGGAGGAGAUCAAACGACGAAUCUCGACGAACUCGGAACGGGAAAUCUGGUCGAAAAUCGCAACCGCGAUGAUGAUGAUGAGUUCAUUUCGAGAAGGUGCAGAACUAAUUACGAUCGUUCGGGUACCGAAUUUGGGUACAAAGAAUAUUCUAAAAGAAAAUUGGCUGCUGACACAAUUUCUACUGAUUAUCUUUCUUUAUCUCUUUCACCUGUCGAAAGGCACAAACAAUUACCUUUCGAUUCUAGUAGAACAUUACGAUCUGAACCAUCAAAAGCCAUCGAGCACCUCAGUGCCGAAGAUUUACAAGUUCUUGCCGGAGCUGAUGAAUUUGUCGAACAAGAAAGCGCCACCGAUUACUGUUAUGGUGGUUACAAACCAAUUAAGGUAGGAGAAGAACUGGUUGAACGUUAUGCCGUGAUUAGAAAACUUGGAUAUGGACACUUUUCCACAGUUUGGUUAUGCCGAGACAUAAAAACUAGUGCGGAAUCUCAAUAUGUAGCAAUUAAGAUUGUAAAAUCAGCGGAAAUGUUCAAUUGCGUUGCCCAAGAUGAAAUCAAAUUGUUACGUAGCAUUAAAUCGGCCGAUCCAAACCACGCCGGCUAUAAACACAUCAUACAAAUGCUCGACUACUUUCAGGUGAUGAGCAUCAACGGAUAUCACACCUGCAUAUCCUUUGAACUGAUGGGACCAUCUCUGUUACACCUUUUGAUACAAAGCGACUAUUGCGGCAUUCAUUUACCCGGAGUUCAAAACAUUCUAAUUCAAGUUCUUAAAGGCAUGGUUUAUUUGCACAAAAUCUGUAAAAUAAUCCACACGGACAUUAAACCCGAGAAUAUUCUAAUUAAAGUUAAGGACCAGUAUAUUCGAAAUUUGGUUGAAACAAGUACUAGAUAUACUGAAUUAGGUGUUCAAAUGCCACGAACAUAUGUAAGUGCUGAAGCUUGGGAAAAUUAUGUGUAUUGUCGACCAUUACAAGAAUUUAAUGAUAACCAAGAAACGGAACCGACGAUACCGCGGCCUAGAGCACGUUCAAUUCGUAAUGAAUCAAUAAAAAACGAAGAUGGUAUCCAAGAAAAAACGCAACGAUCACCAGUGAUGCGAGGACCUAUGUACAUAUCGUCGAAUAUUGAGGUGAAAAUCGCUGAUUUAGGCAACGCCUGUUGGGACGAUCAUCAUUUCGCCACUAACAUUCAAACGAAACAAUAUCGAGCUUUGGAAGUUAUUUUGGACGCUGGGUACAGCUUUCCCGCGGAUAUUUGGUCCGUUGGUUGUUUGGCCUUCGAGUUAGCUACCGGAGAAUAUUUAUUUAAUCCGCGGAGAACUAGCAAUAUCAGCUCCACGGAAGAUCACAUUUUAUUAAUAUGUGAAUUACUUGGCGGAAUUCCGAAAUAUAUUGCCCAAAAAGGAAAUAAUUCUAAUCGAUUUUUUGAUAGCGAAGGUACGUUAAGCUGUUUUAAUACAUCACAAUUACGUAUAUGGAAAACGGAAGAUGUAUUAGUAGAUAAAUACAAAUGGAAAAGGGUGGAUGCGAUUCCAUUUGCCGCUUUAAUCGAUGCGAUGAUCGAGCCGGAUCCGGAAUUACGUUUGACUGCGGAAAAUGCGUUAUCGUCGGAAUGGUUAAUCAUGAAGCCAUAGUUAAGAAAUGAAAUAAAGUCAAACUAUCAUCUUAUUAUUAACAAAAAAAGCAAUCACAUUAUAUUGGCACACCAAGUCUUUUCAUUUUGAAAACGUCCACUCAGUAAAAAUGAAUUGUACCUAGUUAUAACUUUCGUAUAAAAAAAUGGGGUUAGGGAAUAGAUUGUGGGAGUAUUAGUGUUGUUGUUGAAUGAAAAUGGACGUUUUUAAAAUGUUCUAUAUCGAUGUAAAAAUAAGCUUAGAGGUGGCUAGUGAUUUUUGAAUUUUUCAAAAAAUCUAGGUGUUUUUAAAGAAAGGAAUAUUAUAACCUAACUGCCGAAAAGUGAGAAUAUAUAUAUAAUAUAUAUAAAAAUGUGUUGAAUGUGUUGAAGUUCAAAGUUUUAUGUUUUUUGUUAUUUGAAUUUAUUGAUCUAUUCUAGAUUAUUAUAAGUCUAUUUAUCAGUUUAUCGUUUUUUCGUUGUUACAUUGUCAUGAUUUUUAAGAGUUCAUAUGUGAUAUAAA
This is a messenger RNA of Onthophagus taurus, 2349 nucleotides long. NCBI's taxonomy places the organism in Eukaryota, Metazoa, Arthropoda, Insecta, Coleoptera, Scarabaeidae. The record is from RefSeq and is a predicted model, not a curated record.